Exophiala aquamarina CBS 119918 is the source of this 1605-nucleotide messenger RNA. RefSeq lists its product as uncharacterized. Gene Ontology annotation, molecular function: phospholipid scramblase activity. Bases 1 to 1605 code for a protein of 534 amino acids. The record is from RefSeq and is a predicted model, not a curated record. Lineage: Eukaryota; Fungi; Ascomycota; Eurotiomycetes; Chaetothyriales; Herpotrichiellaceae. Gene Ontology annotation, biological process: plasma membrane phospholipid scrambling. The transcript has a single exon. Gene Ontology annotation, cellular component: plasma membrane.
AUGCUUCGCUGUGUCGCUAACAUUCCGCGGCCGGCCCGUACCAUUGUCAAACCGUCUCUACAGAUCUCUAGCACAAUCCUUACAAGAAAUAUCAAAACUCAUGAUCUUCCACCAUCGAAACACUCAGAUAAGCCACAGCCAUCGACGCAAGAUGCGCCGACACCUGCCCAAAGCGAGCCACCACCACCCAUGGCGCGCUCAAUGGAGAGUCUCCUUGCGGACACGAAGCCUGCAGACAACCCUCUCCUUGCCAGGGUUCAUACGCGCGAGGACGCGGAGGCUGUUCUGAAUUUCGACCAUCCUGCAGCCAAUAUCCUCACACAACCUGGAUUAGUGGUACAAAGGCAUUAUGGCACGAUGGGCAUAGUUUCAAGGCUAGAACAGGUCGAUAAGUAUGUAAUACUUGAUCCUCGUGGGAAUCACAUUGGCUACAUGGCAGAACAUGAUGGAAUGUUUCAGAAGAUCUUGCCGGGGCAAUGGUUCAGGACCCAUCGAGCAUUCACCACGCACGUUUUUGACAGGCAUGUGCAGGAAGUGCUCAGAUUUCAUCGACCAUUCUCAUGGACGAGCACACAAACUCGAGUGUAUGAUGCUCUUGAGCGUAAAUCCAGACUCUAUCGUACCAAUGAUAACAAUCCAGAACUUGGACUAAGCAUAGAAGCAAUGCCUAUCAUCGGUGAAGCCCGCUCCCGAGGGCCGCUUCAGAGUCGCAAAUACGAUCUGCUUCUCGCCAAAUUAGGUGAACCGAUGCCUGGUUCGAUAUCCGCAAAGCCUGCGGAAGACUCAUCAGAGUUGCGAAAUCAAAAAGCUAGUCAGAUUGUCAUUAUACCGAUUUUCGCACAUUUCGCUCACAUCAAUAAACCGUUCUCGUCAUUAGACUUCCAGGUGACUGCUGAAGACGGUCGAUUAAUAGGUUUAGUCAAUCGAAGCUUCCGUGCUACCACUCAAGAAGACUUCGCCAGUACAGGAGCUUACGUAUUCCGCCUGGAUUCUGCGCGACUCGAGCAGGAAACACAGAGAGAGGAUCCAAGUUCACGAACAGGUAAUGUCGAUCAAACAAAAGUAAAAGUAUUGGGUGAGGAGGAUAACAAUCACGGAUUGACACUAGACCAGAGGGCAGUUAUGCUUGGAACUGCGGCAACUUUGAACCUUGAUUACUUCGCUGGGCAAAGUACCGACGCUGGUCUUCCGUUCAUACCCAUACCGGUCCCAGGUGGAGGAAAAUCUGCUGGUGCAGGUGCAGGUGCAGGAAACGGUGGAGGCGGCGAGGUCGGUGGUGUUGUCGGUGGCGUUGGGCGUACUGCAGGGGGCGCAGCAGCAGGUACAGGAUUCAGUGAUAGCACCAUCGCCGGAGCUGGUACAUUGGCGGGCUACGAGGCAAUGCAGCGUGGCAUGGGUCAAACGCGUUCGCCAGCAACACAAGACGCGAGCUCGCAGGUACCGCAGCCUGACUCCCAGUCUUCUCAAAGUGCCUGGGAGUCCCAAGACCAGAAAGGAGAUGCCUGGGGCCAGGGAGAUUCCGACCCAUGGAGCGAUCCCGGGGCACCUAGUGGAGGUGGAGAUGGGGGAGGAUGGUUCCAACGAUUCUGGGAUCUUUUCACCUGA